Molecule: messenger RNA, 1545 nt
Organism: Neopsephotus bourkii (Bourke's parrot)
Lineage: Eukaryota; Metazoa; Chordata; Aves; Psittaciformes; Psittacidae
Product: Ig heavy chain Mem5-like
Exons: 7
Coding region: 1-1032 (343 amino acids)
Biological process (GO): phagocytosis, recognition; phagocytosis, engulfment; innate immune response
Cellular component (GO): immunoglobulin complex, circulating; external side of plasma membrane; blood microparticle
Molecular function (GO): antigen binding; immunoglobulin receptor binding
Source: RefSeq, a predicted model, not a curated record
AUGUCCGUGUUCUGUCACCCGGGCCGGGGCGGGUCUGUUGGGGGCGGGCAGAGGCGUCGGCGCUGCCCGGUGAGGGGCCGAGGAGGCGGGGCGGGCAGGAGAGGUCCAGAGCCCGACUGCGCUCGGCUCCUCUCCGGCUCUCCCAGGAUGGUCCCCGCGCUGGGGCACUGGCUGCUGGCCUUGGCGUCGGCCUUGGGGUCGGCAGGGGUGCGGACGCACUUCAGGCUGAAGGAGGCCGGUGGGGGGCUGCGAGCGCCCGGGGACUCCGUGCUCCUCUCCUGCCGGGCAAUUGGCUACAACUUCGAGAAUUACCCCUUUCGGUGGUACCGUCAGGCGCCCGGAGGCAGACUCGAGUGGGUGUCCCUUUCGUGGUCAUUGGGUGCUGCAGAAUACGCAGCAGCGGUGGAAGGUCGAGCCACAACAUCCUGGGACAAUUCGCAAUCCAAGUCAUCUCUGUCCCUGCGUGCCCUGCAGCCUCAGGACUCUGCCCGCUACUUCUGUGCCAUUCACCCAGAGACAGGAAAUAAGCUGGUGUUUGGAAGUGGUACCACUCUCACAGUUGAACCAAACAUCCAAGAAAUUUCUGUCCCACAAGUCAUUUUGAUGAAAUCAAAGAAACUGAAAGUUGACAGCACUGGGAAAGCAGCUUGUUUGGCAAGGAAUGUCUAUACGAAGAACAUCAGCUUGGACAUGUCCUCUAAUGAAGUCGUGUAUGAACCAAGUGCAUCCAUUUUGACAUCAGAGGGGUUGUACGAUACUGUUAAGGUGGUGAGCGUGACAAAAGGCACAGAGCUGAGCUGCACGGCCAAUUUCAACGGCAGCACCAUCACAGCCAGCACAAGCUUGGCAGAAGAAAAUGCUGAAGACCCAGAAAUGGGGAAGGUUUGCAACACCACAGACACCUCUGCACAAGCAGGUACCAAAGUGGAAAAAGCGAACAUGCUCUCUAUGGCUGUACUGGGUUUAAGAGUCCUGCUGGCAAAAAGCAUCGCCUUCAAUACACUCAUGAGUAUCAAGCUGUUUCUUUUCUGAGACAGUGAAGAAGCAAGGCAACAGCAACCUGAAAACAAGCAGGAGGGAGAGUGUAUCAGUAGCACAAUGGGAUGAACAGCCAGUGUCAAAUCUGCUGACUAUAACCAUCCAGAACACAAUACAGCACCUUCCCCUUAAGAUAUUUUAUACUGGUGAAUCCUGCCUAGCUGAUUUAGUUAAAGAGUUGUAACCAUCUUUGCUAUUUCUUUUCUCUCUGUGCCUGAGGAGAGUAUUUUUCCUCAUUCCUUUGCUAAGUAGAAUUUGAUCUCCCCUUUGAAUAGUCUUUGAAUUGAAGCAUCUCACCUACUUCAAUAGCUUUGAAAAAUCCAAUCCUCAUUAUAGACAUACAUAGACUUCUAAAACACCUCUUACAGGCAUAUUGCAUUACUGUCUGUGAACUGAUGUAUUGUUGUUGAGAGAAUUCAGGCACAGUAGAUGCUAUUUGCAGUUUUAAUGUUAUUUAGAUAGCUUUAAUAACAAUAAUUUUCUAGUGUAGAAGACCUGGGUUGGAUC